Molecule: messenger RNA, 1188 nt
Organism: Knipowitschia caucasica
Lineage: Eukaryota; Metazoa; Chordata; Actinopteri; Gobiiformes; Gobiidae
Source: the annotation of a GenBank genome assembly
AUGGAGACAUCUGGACACCCCCGGAGAGUGUCAUCCGAGAAGCUCUGCACACACGGUGUGUGGGACAGUCAGGAGGAAGUUCAGCCUCAGUCUUCUUCAAACCGCUCCUGCUCUUCUUCGGCUCUGCGCGCUCCGAGGCUCACAAACUUUUGCAUCAGGAUGUUUUACUUCCACUGUCCACCGCAGCUGGACGGAGAGUGCUGCCGCACGAACACGUUAAAUUCCAGUGGCUUUGGGAACCACCCCCCCACAGACUUUGAUGAUGGAUUUUUACGCAGAAAACAACGAAGAAACAGAACUACAUUUACGCUGCAACAGCUUGAGGCUCUGGAGGCCGUGUUUGCGCAGACACACUACCCAGACGUGUUUACGCGAGAGGAGCUGGCCAUGAAGAUCAACCUGACCGAGGCCAGAGUGCAGGUUUGGUUUCAAAACCGCAGAGCCAAGUGGAGGAAGACUGAGCGAGGGGGAGCAGACUCUGAGGGAGGAAAAGAGCCAUUGAGUGAGGGCUCUCCUCCGUCCCGCAGCAUCUCCCAGUCCCCUGUAGACCCGGGCCGGAAGCAGAAGGAGCCACUGGAGAUGCAACAGAGCAUCAACAGGACAGUGGGCCCCGGUCCGUUCUUUCCGUCUUGUAUACCAGGAUCACUUCUCAACUCGGCCACAUAUGCCCAGGCCCUGUCUCAGGUCGCCACUCUAAAAGGUAACGGCCUGUGCUCCUGCUGUGUGCCGGACCCUAUGGGCUUGUCCUUUCUGCCGCCCUAUGGUUGCCAGGGUAACCGCACUGCCAGUGUUGCCGCCCUGAGGAUGAAGGCUCGCGAGCACUCGGAGGCUGUCCUGCAGUCUGCUAACCUGCUCAGCUCCAGUGUGGGCCAUGGAGUCCUGUCCCCUCCUCUGCCCCGGUCAGCUGUGGGACCACCCAUAGAGGUGCCCAGCAGUGUGGGGAGAGGCCCAGACAGCUCCAGUGCCAGUCCUGUGGCCAAGCAUCUCAGACGCACACACGCCGGUUCCGCACUAGCUCUGGCCUACACGGUCAGACGCUUGAUGAGGGACAACUCCUCUAUUUCUGUCCCUGAUCCCUGCCAAGACUCAGAGAGACACAGAGCUGAAGACGGACUGUACUAUUGGGGCUUGGAUUACAUGGAUUUCGCUAUUGGAAUAACCCAUAUGUACCCCUGUAGUGAGGACUGA